Messenger RNA from Ylistrum balloti, 1770 nucleotides. RefSeq names its product caspase-2-like. Lineage: Eukaryota; Metazoa; Mollusca; Bivalvia; Pectinida; Pectinidae. The transcript has 12 exons. The coding region runs from base 1 to 1770 and encodes 589 amino acids. Gene Ontology annotation, biological process: regulation of apoptotic process; proteolysis. Gene Ontology annotation, molecular function: cysteine-type endopeptidase activity; protein binding. The record is from RefSeq and is a predicted model, not a curated record.
AUGCAGAGAUUAGAAAAUGAAAUCGACAUCCACAUGAGAUGGAUGGACGUUAGUGAAGCCAGAAGGAAAUCUCGAGUAGAAACCAUUGGGAAGAAGCUUGAUUUAGAGGAAAUUUGUAAAUUGAAAUUCCUCUCCCAGGGUGAUAGUUUGGCCGGGAAGCUACAAGCAUGCGCUGAUGGUUCAACAUUGCUUUUUGAAAUUUCCACAAACGGAAACGACGAGCAUGUAGUAGAAGGAUUAGCUAGGGUAGGAAGACUAGAUCUUGCCAUCAGAUAUGGCAAAGAAUGUAGCCAGGAAGGAGAGCUUCUAUAUGACCGGAUUUUAAAAGACCUCGAUUACCUUGAAAAGACAUAUUUUGAUGAAUUUAGGGUUUUAUUGCUUUGUAUAUCUGAUGAGCUGACAGAUGACGAUGACCUGGAAAAACUUAAAAGUGUUACAACAAAUAUCCCCAGGGGAUCUGUGGGAAAAGUACGCACUGUCCUGGAAUUCUUUACUCUACUCAUACAACGUGACAUUUUACAACCUAAAACAUUAGAAAAUGCUCUGUUGGAACCAAUGGCUGAACUUAAGAUGACAUCUUGGCUGAAACACUCGAGGAAAAUAUCAGGUUUUAAGGAAAGAUUAUCCUUGCGAGAGGCAGAAGAAACCGAAGGGUCAAGAGUCUCACAAACUACAGAAACUGUACCGAAAGAGGUGGUGCAACCAAGUUAUAUCCAACCAAGAGAAGGGAAGGAGGAAACCAAUGACCAGCAUUUAGAAAGUGUACCAAAAGAGGUGUUGGAAUCAUACUAUUCCCAUCCCAACGAGAUAAAAGAGGAAAGCAAUGAGCAACAUUUAGAUAUCAUCACAGGAUUUGACCAUAUGGAUGUGGGUGCGUACUGCAGACUCGAUUCCUGGCCGCCCAUUCAAUCCUCCAUAAAUGUGUCUUUCAAAACAUCUAAACACAAAGUAGUUUAUCAGCGUGUGGAACAUGUCAGAAUUGAAGAAUACAGAAUGACAAGAAAACCUAGAGGAAAAGCUGUCAUUUUUAACAUAGAGAAAUUCCGAAUAGACCACAAAAAUCCUCUUAGCCAAGAGAUACCAGACCGAAGAGGUUCUUCAAUUGAUGCCGAUGGCCUUGAAAGGAUCUUUGGUCAGUUACAUUUUGAAGUUGAGCGUUACAAUGACUGUACAUUCAAUUUCAUAGAUGAUCGACUCAGGUCUCUUGGAAACGAAACCGAUCACAGCAACGCCGAUUGUAUUGUGAUAUUCAUUCUUACGCAUGGUCAAAAAGGCCGACUUUUAGACGUUCAUGGUACACCUUUCGAUUUAGAACCCCUUCGCAAGUACUUCAAUGCCAGCAAUUGCAUGACGCUUGCUGGGAAGCCGAAGAUGUUCUUCAUUCAGGCUUGUAUGGGACCGGAAUCCCAAGGAAUUUACAAUCAUUUGGCGACAGACACUGUUCGUGUUAAACCACCACGGUAUAUUCCUACUGAACCAGAAUGGAAGCAAACUCCAGACGAAGCCGAUUUUCUUGUCUGUUUUCCUGCACCUCCUGGAUAUGUUUCAUACAGAGACGAAAAAAAAGGAUCAUGGUUCAUCAGUACAUUCAUUGAAACGCUUCACAAAAAUCACGACAGUCAUGGUCUUAUGGAUAUCCUCACCAGAACCAAUAGUGUUCUAGGAGAAAAAACAGGAACCGUAGAUGGAAUUCCUUGUGCUCAAACUUUAAGCACCACAGGAACACUUCGAAGAAAAAUUGUUUUCCGUUCCAUUCCAGAUACAAAAUAG